AUGUCGGAACUACCCCUCCAAAUACCAACCCUGGGUCGCGACACAUUACCGCGGGCCAUGCCGCGCGACGCGCCUCUCACCGCUUCGGAUGCGGACGCAGUUCCGGCCACGUCGAUCAAAGGAGACGACCGAGCCGAAGUAACCCCCGACGCCGAGGCCGUCGCCUCUUACCAGAUUUCUCUGCCCAUCCGGACACGGCAGCCGUCCAGGGAAGCGAAGAAGCGUGCGGGUGGCUCUGCGGGGCCGUUCUUCGAGGUCCUCUCAUCCGACCUCCGCUACCAGAUUUACCAGCUGGCUUUUGGCCGCAAGAUCCUACACCUGUACUUACUGUAUCGCCGCAGCCUCCAGCCAGAUGUGAGAUGGAGGAAAGGCCAUCAACCUGUGCCGGCUUGGUACCCCCAUUCACCGAGCGUGUCGCCUAUGGAUCCGCCUUUUGCCGAUGCGAGUAUGACGCCGCAGUGGUACUGGUGGAGCUGCGUGUGCGGCCCCGAGGACCGCAAGCUCGAGACCAAACUGUCUGAUCAGUGUCCUAGAGGGUUCUACCAGACGUGUGGUCCUAAGGAGACAUAUCUGGGUAUACUCCCGUGGCUGCUGACAUGCCGAAGAGCCUACGAAGAGACGAUACAGGUCUUGUACGCGAGCAACACAUUCAAGUUCGAGCAGAGGCUUGAGGCUAUGUAUUUUCCGUACGCCAUCGCUACGCCGCACUUCACUUGGAUCACAUCUCUAGAAAUACGCAUACCGGAUCGUGAUGAGUCCCUUGUCGACAAAUCGUUAGACAAGUCCCCGCGGCCAUCACCUGGAGCACCCACGAUCACUGAGCUUCGCGCACUGAGCCCCCGAGAUCAGUAUCUGAACAUUAUCAAAAGCAUCGCGCCAAACUUCCCUGCCCUCCGUCGGUUACAUAUUUCGUUUGAGGGCUCCGUUCGUAGGGUCCCGGUUCCUCGACCAAAUGUGACAACGCUCCUCAUCUCCACUCUCGGUGAGGUGGACACAGACGAGCUGGAGUCUCUCAUCCUAGGUCCCAUUGACACGAUGCCAGUGGAGAUUGAGAAGCAGGUUCUGUUUUAUCAAUCACUCUACACAGCACUUCUCACAGCAGAGAGCCAGAAGAGCGAGGGCGAGGUCAAGGAGGUGGAGUACCUGCGGAGCGACGGUCGCCCUGGAUGGACCAAGUUCUGGCGGUCCGACCGCGGGAGACGAAUUUGCCGCCAACGAAACGAAACGGAACGAAACAAAACGUACCGUGCCGCCAUGCAUUCGCCAAUGUCAAGCCUCGACCAUUGGUGGUGGCGCUUCCUAGAGAACCAUGUCUACCGCAUCCCUCCACCGCCGAAGCGCAAGCGCACGAAGCCGAUGCAAGUUCUCUGCGUCGGUCCGCCGCGCAGCGCUACCGAGUCCCUGCAGCAGGCUCUACUUGCGCUCGGGUACGAUCAUACCUAUCACGGCUGGGAUAUCGUCUACGACGACCCGCCGAUUCCUGCUACGGGAUGGGGGAAGCUUGCUCGGAAGAAGUGGUACGGCGGUGGCGGGUCAUCCUCGCCGAAACGCAAAGGAGGCAAAGAGAUUGAUGACACAUCAUCAGAAGGCGACUGCCAGAUCACAGCUGAGGAAUUUGACGAGCUGCUGGGCCACUGUGUCGCGGUGACGGACGCAGCGGCGAGUUGCUUUGCGGCGGAGAUGAUCCGAGCGUACCCCGAGGCCAAAGUUGUGCUCAAUGUGCGGCGGGACCUUGACUCGUGGCAUAAGAGCGCGGUCAAAACGCUGGUUCACGUGAAUGAGAGCUGGAGCUUCUGGGUGUCGAGUCUGUUGGAUCGAGAGGCGUUUUGGGCGUGGCACGUGUAUGAGAGGUUCUUGUGGGCCUUGUUCUUCCGCGCGCCGGAUGGCGAUAUGGCGAGAGCGAUUAGGAGGAACGGCAAGUGGGUUUAUCGUGAACACUGCGACAUGAUCCGAGGCAUGGUGCCCGCUGACCGAUUGCUCGAGUGGUCCGCCGAUGAAGGAUGGGAGCCUCUGUGCAAGUUCCUGGGUAAGGAGGUGCCCGAUGUGCCGUUCCCGCACGCGAAUGCCGCUGGGCCUGGGGGCGGCUGGAAGGCGAGGGAGGAGAUGGCGAUUAAGAGUAUGGGAGGUGAAGACAACAUCUUGUGUGAAGAUUGGUGUUAG
Messenger RNA from Colletotrichum lupini, 2160 nucleotides. RefSeq lists its product as uncharacterized. Lineage: Eukaryota; Fungi; Ascomycota; Sordariomycetes; Glomerellales; Glomerellaceae. The transcript is spliced from 5 exons. The record is from RefSeq and is a predicted model, not a curated record. Bases 1 to 2160 code for a protein of 719 amino acids.